Messenger RNA from Syngnathoides biaculeatus (alligator pipefish), 7380 nucleotides. RefSeq names its product calponin homology domain-containing protein DDB_G0272472. The record is from RefSeq and is a predicted model, not a curated record. Bases 353 to 5989 code for a protein of 1878 amino acids. The transcript is spliced from 13 exons. Lineage: Eukaryota; Metazoa; Chordata; Actinopteri; Syngnathiformes; Syngnathidae.
UGGACCUGCCUGUCAACAACACUGCAACCUGAGACUGGAUAGCAACCUCCCAGUUAGCAAAGUGAACCUGCUAAGUAGGUACAAAAAAGAAAAAAAAAUGAUUUUUUUUGCGGUUUGAAUUUAUCUUACUAACUUCUACAACAAUGUAGCUUAGUCGUAAAAAUAUUUCGACGAGGAAAGAUGAAGAACGGACUUUGUUAGGUGUGAUUGUGAGUAUGGCUGUUUGUCACUGUGCCCUGCGAUUGGCUACAUCCAGCUCUGGGCGUACCCCACCUCCUACCCAUUGACAGCUGUGAUAGGCUCCAGCACUUCCUGCGGAUCUUGUGAGGAUAAGCAGGUGCUGUUGAAGAGGAUGGCUGCACAGGUGGAGGUACACAGUGGGGAGGCUGGAAGGACAAUGACAGGAGGACGACUUCACUUGAGUCCCUUGACCAACUCAAGCAACACAAGUCCAUCAACCACUCAGUCGGAUAUCAUCACUCCUGAGCCUAAAAAGCCUGUUCCUGGCCCCAAGCCACGGUUGACUCCAAAACCGUUUCCUGUGGAGAAUAAAAACACUAUUAAGCCUAUACUUGCCCCAAAGCCGCAAACCAAACCCAGACCGGAAUCCACUAACACCACUGUAUAUAAACCAGAGAUUCCCAACAAUUCAAAACCACAGCAACCAGUUUCCAUUGUUAAGCCAAGGCCUGUGUCAGUCAGCUCCAGUCGUCCUGGCUCCACUUCCUUUAGAACAUCUACUGAGGUGAAUCCUGAGCAAACAGCUAAGCCUGUCCAUCCAUUUAAACCACCCCCUCCUUUUGACUCCGUAGAUGCCAACAUAUCAACGCCUCCUUUGCCAGCAGAGAGACAGAAACCUAAGAUCCAGAUGAGACCCAUGCAGGAAGGGGCAUCCAUUGCCAGAGCCAAGUCAUUAGGGUUUCUUAAUCAGAGUGAAAAAGAGGAUGAACAAAGUAAAUCUGUGACAGUUGUCCCACCUCAACCCAAACCCCGAGGUUCCAAGCCCAGACCUGUAUCUGCUAUUUUUCUUAACAAUCCAGAGAUACCAGUUCCCGCUCCACGCGUGUUUGGGGGAAACUCUCUUUCAUCUGAUCUUACAUCCAAGUUUGAAUCUAUUGGUCUGUCAUUGCACCGUAGAGCGACCAAACCCAACAUUAAGGAAUGCACUGCAAAAGAUAAAUCACUUCCACAAAAGACCCAGAAGGAGAAAAUCAGUACCGUGAGACGAAGUACUGAUGGUGAAGUUAAACAGUUGGUCUCAAACGAGCAGACUAACAACAUUGCAGAAAAAAUUAUCGUUAAAGAGAUGGGGGAUCAGCGAGGGGCCAGCAUCAAGUCACGAAUUAAUCUCCUGCUUGAUUCCUCCUCUGCUCCUGAGAUGGUGUCUUCUAGCCAGAUAUCAGAUAUUCUCUCUACAGAGCAGACACUCACUGAAAGUGAACCACAAGUGACAGUUAAACAGCUCAUGAAGUAUCUUUCAGAGGCUACAGCUCCAACACAGAGUCCCGUGAUGAAACCUGCAAUGAAGCACUGCCACCUGCUUGCUGAGUUCACUAAAAGCUUUUCAUCCGAGAAAUUGUCUGACUUUGGCAAUGUUUCACUCAGUGAGGCUACAGAAUAUCAUAAGAUCAGGCAAGAUCCUCAAAGGAGGCUUUACCCAGUCAACUCCUGUUCCCAGAUCGGUGUGGAUUUCCAAGAUCACCUCAACAAGACUAACUCAAUGACAGAAAGUACAGCGGCAGAACAAGUGUCAAGUACUACCAGCAAUCACAGUGGUCCUCGUUUUGAAAUGCAGACAGUACAAGGGUCAUUAUUUAAUAAUACUGUGGGAAAAGCCAGUGUGACCAAUGGUGCUGACUUACUCAGUAACCCACCUUUACAAGUAGGAAGCAAAGAGGAUGAAGGAACUUUGGUGACAGCCAUGUAUAAAGACUCUGUUUCUCCAAAACUCCUGCGAGUGAACCACACCGUGGACACAUUCCAAGGAAUGGGAGAGAACUUAAGCUCCAGACACUCAGAAGGGAACAGGAAAAUGAUGGAAACAAGUACUUUAAUUGAAGGAGAACCAGCUUCAGCAAUGCCAGCAGAGCAACAACCUCGAUACUUGCGAAUAGGAUCCUUGCAGAAAUGGCCUACAACAGAUGUGGCUCAAGAACCCGGUAUCAAGAAUGCCAUGCUAAAGCAUUUGCAAAGGUCAAAAGAAAUUGAUUUGAAUAAAGACAAAGACAGACAGAAAGAAGCAGAUCAUGAGGAAACACCUGGAGCUCCUAAACGAAUGAAAACGCUGCCGAUGGAUGAAAAGCCAAAACCCAAGGCAAUCUAUUUUGCCUUAACCGGGCAAAUACAGGCGUCGGUGUCUUUAGACACUGGAUCUGACAUCAUAGAUUCACCAGUGCCUUCUGAUGAUUUUGCAAUGGGUUCUGGACAGAUAGACACUCAAGGUAAGAUAGCUGAAAUUAAGAGGAAUAUGUCAAUAAAUCAAACAUCUGGAGACAAAAAACAAGCUAAAUAUGAUGACAUCAUGGAAAUGAGCCACGUUUCACCCAGGCUUGAUGACUUAACGCCAGAUAAAAAGACAGAACUAGUAAAAAUAGUGCAAACAAAGGAUGAAAGGCAAAAUGGCAAAAUAAAUAUUGAUAGGGACAAAGAGCGACAAAUGGAAAUUGAGAAACAAGCCCUUUUACAGUAUUCACAGAUGAAGGAAAGGGAGAUGCAAAGAGAAUUUGAAAGACGUAAAUCAUUUGAAAUGGAGAAACAAAAACAGAGAGCACUUCAAAGCCACAAUCUGCAAGAAUUGGAGUUUGGACUGCUCAAAGACAUGGAAAAACAAAGGCAGUUGUAUUUCAAGCAAGAAAAUGCAAAUCGGCUAGAACAAGAGAUGCAGAGGGGGCAGGAUGUAGAGAGGCAUAGAGAGUUAGAAAAGCAGAGACAGAAAGAAAUGCACAGGCAGAUGGAACAAGAAAAGGAGAAACAACAAAAACUGCAAAGGCAGAGAGAGCAGGAACUGGAGAGGCAACAAGAACUAAUGCGGCUAAAAGAGCAGGAAAUUGAAAGACAGCUACAGCAGAUGAGGAUAAGGGAGCAGGAAAAAGGGCAACUACAAGAACUUCAAAGCCAGAAAGAACUGAUGAGGCUGAGGGAGCAGGAAACUGAGACUCAGCGAGAACAGGUGAGGCUGAAGGAGCAGGAAAAUGAAAGACAGCAAGAAUUAAGGAGGUUGAGGGACCAGGAGAAGGAGGAACGGAAACAAUUUGAGAGGCACCAAGAACUAACAAGGCUGUGGAACAAGGAAGAGGAUCAAGAGCAAGAACAGAUGAGAGUGAAGGAGCAUGAAAUGGACAAGGCGCGAGAACUUGUGCGGCAGACAGAACAUGAAAAGGAGAGACGACGGGAACAUGAGAGGUAUGGAGAACAGCAGAAGCAAAAAGACCAAGAAAUUGAGAGACAACGAGAAGUUGAAAGACAGAAAACACAGAUGAAGCUGAGGCAGCAAGAAAAAGAGAGGAAGCAAGAACAGGUGAGGUUAAGGGAAGAAGAACUGGAGAGACGAGGAGAAUUUGAGAGACGGAAAGAAAACGGUAGACUGAGGGAGCAAGAAAUGGAGAAAUGGCGAGAACAUAAGAGGCAGCAAGAAUUACUGAAGCAAACAGAGCAAGAAAUAGAGAGAGAGCAAGAACUGCAAGAACAGUUGAUUUUGUCGGGGCAAGAAAUGGAGAGUCAGCGAGCAUUUUCAAGGCAACAAGAACAACUUAGGCAAAAAGAACAAGAAAUGGAGAGAAUGCAAGAACUUGAGCAACAAGAAGAACAGGCUCGGCUGAAGGAGCAGUUAAACGAGCAACAGUUGGGAGUUCAUAUGCAGCAAGAACUCAAAAAAGAACAGCAGCGUGAAUGGGAUAGACAAAGACAGAGAGAAGAGAAGCAGACAGAGUUAGAUAUGGAGAUGCUUUUGGAAAUGCAAAAGAAUAAGCAAAUAGAGGAAUUGGAGAGAGGUAAAGAAAGAAAGGAAGGAAAACUCUCCCUCCAAAACUUGAAGCGGAAAGAAAAUCAGAAGUAUCAUUUUUAUGAGGUUGAAAAGCACUGGUUCAGAGAGAAUGCUGAGAAAACAAGACAAAUGGCAUUAGAGCAGGAAAUCCUCAGACUGAAACGGAUUGAUGAAGAAUGGGAAAAACAGAGACAAAUGGAGAGGGACCGUGUGGAACAACUUGAAAGGGAAAGGUUUAAAGAGCUGGACAGACUUAGAGACUUGCAAAGGGAAAAACAACUCCAUGCUGAGAAACAGAAACAAAGGCUAUUACAACAGGCCCUGCAGAAUGAAAGGUCUACAUGGGAGGCAGAGAGAGAGAAGAUGGAAAAGGCUGAGGCGGAGAAAAUGAGACAGGUUGCCAGACUUCAAGAAGCAGAGAGGCACAGACUAAAGGAGAAACACAGCAAAGAGGAACAUGAGAGAAUGAGGCCGGACCAGUCCACUCUGAGGCCCAAAGUGGUAGAUGUCGACUCUUUGCUCAGAGCUGCCACCUCUCAACACAUUGACCCUUCAUUAAGAUGGAAGGAGCCCUAUUCCAGAGCUGAAGAGCCUUACAAACCUUCCAUUCUUGAUGUGGACUCUUUUAAAUCACAAUCUCAGCCAUACUCAAAUCAAUAUCUACUGUCUAUUGCCAGUAUUCAAGAAGGAGACCCUAACUUUUGUACUCUAUUACGCACCCCACCUGAAAGCGAUAUUACAUGGAAGAUACCCCCACGGACUUCAGUUGACUUCACAAGUCCAGUGUGGACGCUAUCCACCCGUGACCCACAGGAGCGACAGCCAAGUGAAGUGGCUUACAAGAAAUCCCUUCAUGAGCCCAGAAAACACACAACCAAAGUCAGCCCAGACCAACUACUUUGUGGCCACGACACACAAUCCCAUGCCUCACAUCGGUGGCGCUGUAGGCAAGGGAAGCCACCUGACGUAGACCCAUAUGUUCAAAAAGAGACAACAGCUGCGAUCUCCAGCAAUGCUCCUGUCGAUCAGGUCUGGUUACCCAGAGAACUAAAAUUCCAGGACAACCAGGAGGAAAUCUGGAACCGCAGGAGAUCCCAGGGAUUCCAGGAACUGAACAGGAUGCGGUCCCGAAGUAUGUCACGUAGAUCAGCCCCAUCUGGUGUUCCUGUUGAGAAAAGUAUUUUUAGAAUAAGGAGUCGCAGCGCUCACAGAGAACAAGACCUCAAAGGCUGGGAACAACAGAACCAAAGUGUCAGUGGUGAGGAUGAGAGGAAGGACUUUGCAACACCAGUGGGUGAGACAGAUAGUCAGUAUGGGACUUGGGAGACUGGACUACGCACUGAUGAUAGCUUAACCCCUGCCACUCCCAGCUCAGAAAGCAACCUCAGCCCUUCGCCAAGGAACAAACUUCCUUCACACUCUCAAGGAGAGCACGAUAUCUUUGAUGGCUCAAAUCCACCCUCUAAAUCUGAAAACCUGCCACUGUUGUUCCCAGAUGCCCCAACCACACUGUUAGACACUGGUGUCCUCCGGUCCAGAGUCCAGCUGGGAAAGAAGCGCGCUCCCAGGACACGGCCCUCUAGAGCUGCCCGUCAAAACAGUACCCAAGCUGAGACAGAAGGGGACAGCUUUGAUGACUGGCUCUACCGAGACUCAACAGAGGAUAAGGUUGAGCAUAAGAUGGAUGCAGUCGACUCUGAGGAGCAGGCCAGAGGAGCAGAUGCUGCUGCUACUUUUGUUUCUCAGCCACAAAGGAUUCCCCUGUUCCCAGGGGUGGACUCUCAAGCUUUAAAGGUCCAGUUGAAGAAGAGGAGCGACUCUGACAAUCAAACUGAUGCGCCGCCUUCUUCCCUUGCCUCUCGCUCUCCCAAAUCGCCCUUCCUGGCUCGGGCUCCUCACGUACUUCUCCCAGCUGGUGGGAAAGAAAUCAGUGAGGAGGAAUCACCCCAGUGGUUGAAAGAGCUCAAGUCCAAGAAACGCUUGAGUCAAUAUGAAAAUGAAAGCUAAGUUGCCUUGGGAAAUGGAUCUAUAAGAAACAGAUGCCUUAACGUUCAACUUGGCGAGAUGGGUCGCUGCAGAUGUCUGCUGCUGAGGAUGUUUUUCUUCUUUUGGUUGUCUGUCUGGGUUGAUCAUCCUGCAUGGUGCCUUUUGUAGAGAAUAUUUGCAAAAAUAUAAACAAGACUGGGGCACAUGAAAAAAAAAAUACACCCAGUUGCUAUGCGUACAUAUCCCUUUCCUUUAAAUGUGUGGCCUCCUCUACUCAGAGAUUUAAACUUUGUGAAAUUUUCAGUAUGUACCAGGGUAGUAUUGGGAGAGAGAGAGAAGAAUAUUUACCUGCCAGGUUGCAUGUCAGGAAAUGGUUAACUUGAGGGACCACUGCACAAUUCAGCCAAGUGGAAUAAUACAAGAUAUACAUUUGGGUCCUAUACUUGUCUAAUACGUCCAAAUCAAUGGUUGUGCAUAUGUUGCCUUUAUGUUAACAAUCAUUGAUCGGAUGUCACACAAGCAUUGCCAUGGCACAAUAUUUCAGAUGUGAUAGUAUUUCAGAUAUUUCUUUAUUGAACUUUAAAAGCUGCUUCCCAGAUUGUUAGAUGGAAUGUAUAUCCUGUAAGUAUCCGCAAGAUGUUAUAUUUGUAUGUUUUACUGUGACAGAGAUUUUUAGCAGUUUCUAGAAGAGUAUAAUAUUGUUUCAUUACAUUAGAGGCUCCAUUGACUUGCUUUGAUAUGGUCCUCAAUAUUAGGAUCACGCUUUUGUUUAAAUGUUUUUUCUUUGUGGGAGAGGGAUGGGAGGCUUCAUGAACACUCCUUAACAGCGAAAAUACUUUUUUCAGUUUUAUAGGAUAACACUAAUCAUGUUCCUUCCCACUACAUCACUUGCAAGCAUCCCUCAAAAACCAUUGGACACCUAACUAUUGUCACACACUCCACAAUGACGCUCUGAUAAUGUGUUCCUUCAAUCAUGUGUUUGCACAAUCUUUGCUAUCAGGCUUUGCUCAAAGCGACCAGCUUGGAGAGACAAGAAGUUAGAUCACACAACUCAAGCGGUGGGAUACUUUGUCUGCUCCAUUUCUUUCUGGGCAAAACAUUUAUGACUCCAUACAGUUAGCUGUAAUUUUCCAUGUGUUGUUGCCACUGACUCAUUGACAUCUCAAAAGCACUUCGUCACUUGAUGCACAGCACCACUGACCUCAUUGGUCAUGUGGAUCAAGUCUUUUGUCUGUUUUUAUUUUUUGGUAUGUACUUGUUAAACAUAAAUUUGUGGUUUAUUUUACAUGUCAUUUGAUCUUUUAUUAUUAUUUUUUUUUAAAGUACCGAUGGAUAAUACACUGUGUUGUUCUGGCCAGUGUCCUCAAGUAAAUCAAUCCAUAAUAAAAAAAAAAAAAUCUACUUGUCUUGCA